Molecule: messenger RNA, 786 nt
Organism: Dioscorea cayenensis subsp. rotundata (Guinea yam)
Lineage: Eukaryota; Viridiplantae; Streptophyta; Magnoliopsida; Dioscoreales; Dioscoreaceae
Product: zinc finger BED domain-containing protein RICESLEEPER 2-like
Exons: 1
Coding region: 1-786 (261 amino acids)
Molecular function (GO): DNA binding
Source: RefSeq, a predicted model, not a curated record
AUGGACUUGUAUAUGGUGGAAAGUAUUUUCAUAUGCGUCGUUGGGCGCGCUCAUAUUAUAAAUUUAGUGGUUCAAGAUGGGCUGAAAUGCAUAGAUCCUUGUGUCACCAAAAUUAGUGAAUGUGUUAAGUAUGUGAAAGGCUCUCAAGUUAGAAAGCAAAAGUUUCUUGAAUGUGUUGCUCAUAGUUCUCUUGAUAGCAAGAAAGGAUUAAGGCAAGAUGUCACUACUCGAUGGAACUCAACUUAUAUCAUGCUUGAAAGUGCCAUUUAUUAUCGCCGUGCAUUCAUGCAUUUAGAAUUGAGUGAUUCAAACUUCAAGCAUUGUCCUUCAAGAGAUGAAUGGGAGAAAGUGGAGAAAAUUAAAAAAAUUUUAGCUCUAUUUUAUGCCAUUACCAAUCUAUUCUCCGGUUCAAAGUAUCCAACUACAAACAUGUAUAUUCCUUUAGUUGUGACCGCUUAUUUGAAAAUGAAAGACGAGGUGGAUGGCUUUGAUGAGUGCAUGAGUUCUAUGGUUGUUGUGAUGCUUGAAAAAUUUCAGAAAUAUUGGGAUGAUUUCAAUAAGUUACUAGCCAUGGCUAUUAUUAUGGAUCCUCGAUAUAAGUUUCAUUUUGUGGAUUGGAGCUAUAAAAUGAUAUAUGGUGUGGAUAUGGGAAAAGCUAAGGUGGAAGAAUUGCGAGGGGUUCUUAAGUCUCUUUUUGAUCAUUAUGUGGAUGUAUCUCCGUUGGCAUCAAUUAGAUCAACCAAUUUAGCUCCAACAACUCAUAAUGCUUCGAAACUUGCUCGAUAA